Ectocarpus sp. CCAP 1310/34 is the source of this 1053-nucleotide messenger RNA. Lineage: Eukaryota; Phaeophyceae; Ectocarpales; Ectocarpaceae. The record is from the annotation of a GenBank genome assembly.
AUGGGAAACUGCUGUACCGUAGCUACUGGACACAGCAUCUGCGUGCUGCGCCGGCCCCUGUUGGACUGGUUCUUUCUUUCGUUGACAGCCGCAGCACCAUGACAACAACCGGAGGAACAAUGUGUUAUUGGGUCGGAGCGCCCGAACCGUGGCCCGUGGUCGGCGAGAGCAACGGGCGCCGUGUAUGCCGCAGCCGUGAGAGAGCUGGGCUUUCGGAGCAACCGCGGAGAACACCCUUGAUUCAUAGUGUUUGUGUUGAGACGGCGUGCAAGGGUCUGACGUGGAUCUUCGUGGGAAGCAAGAAUUCUAGCUGUGCAGCGGGUGGGUGAUGGGUCAUGACCAGGUACAUCGCGAAGCUCUGAGAUAGGGCGAGAAGAUAUGUGGGCCAAGGCACGUGACUAGCCAGACUUUGUUUUCAAGCAGACCGGGGACGCCGACAAUAGGUCGUGUUGGGCAAAAUACAACAUGUUCGCUUGACCUCCCAUGCACUCAUGAUGGAGAUGAACUGGGCGAUGGCUACUUGAAAGCUGCCUCGAAGGGUCAAACACAGUCAGAAUCACGUGCCAAAGCGGGCGGGUGUUGACAGAUUGAUUUCGUGGCCCACAGCAAGCGUUUGGGUGCAACCGAUGGUACUUUUUUGUUUUCUUAGGCUGGCAUUUUUUUGAGAGCAAGACGUUGGCAAGGGCAAUUGAAGGUGCAUUAAUUUGAGAGCAAGACGUGGCUAGGGCAAUUGAAGAUCGUCUCCACGACCCCCGUCGCACAGUACAGGUGGUAUAAAGAAUUUUUAAUCAAGAGAGUGACGGUGUAGGCUUAAAGCAUUGUUGGUUGUUCUUUUAAUGGCUGCGACUUGGUUUUUCUACGCGCAUUUUUCAUUCUUGCGCGCAUGGGCAUCAUCAUGGAUUGUUUGCACUCGAGUACCACUUGCAGAUCCCCCGCGUUGGUUGAUUGAAUGGUACGAUGUGCUCAGUGUUGGGUUUAUUUUUCCCACAGCAACAAUGCAAUAAACUGGAGGUAGUGCUGUCUACAGGGCUAGUCGUGUGGCGUUCGGUACCU